AUGUGGGACGAAAAUGAUACUAGUUAUCUUGUGAUCAAACGUUGGCUUACCGAGGAAUUUCGGGAGGAGCUAUUUUUACACACUAAGCGCAUUAGAGAGGGGAAAGUGCUUACUGACAACAAGGAUAGAACCGAGGAAGGAAAUAAAGGAAUAGAAAAGGAAGGUCUUUACAUGGUCAGAAAAAAGCCCAAGAGAGACAAAAUACGUGAGCAAGCGGAAGCAGACAGUCGGUAUGAGCACGAAAUCGGUGAUGGAUUAAGGAGAGCGGACAGAUAUGGAAGAAGGGAACAGGAAGAAACAACGAAGGCACAGGAAGAGGGAAAGAAUGAACAUGAGAAGGCCAGCUACGGAGGCUACGGAGGGCGAAGAACAACACAGGCGAAAACUACAUAUGACGAAGCAAAAACCGAUGCAAUCAAAGUGCAUCGAAAACAUCUACUUCCCGAGACUUUGUUAGCCUAUAAUCUACCCUGGGAUUGGGACGAGGAAGAUUCUAAUUACAUCAUAAUCAAAAAAUGGAUCACAGAAGACUUCCAAGAGGAACUGUUCGCACAUACUAGGCGCAUUCGAGAAGGCAGAUUACUCGACGAGGACUCGCAUGAAGUGCUCACUGAACAGGAAUCUACUUUGCAAGAAUUGCUUCCCAAGCGAAACUAUAAAUACCUGCCUUCUACAUGUUGCCAAUGCGAAGCGACCUUGACUUCUGAUGUUAGCUUGAAACAUUCCGCUGUCAAGCGAUCAGCGGAUGAACAUCGCAACCCCGCGGUCCGGGGAAGCUUUAGUCGACAAAUAGACGUUGUUAGUUCUCGAAUGCCAGGGUACGGAAAGACCGUGCUUUACAAGGCAGAUACAACAGAGGAUAAGCAUGAAGAUCCUCAGUUCUCAUGGAUCCAUGCAGAGCGCGAGAUGCGAGAUUUUGACGAGUUUAUACGAUUUGCAUCGAGCGUGUCGAGUUUGACAGAUGAGGACAGAGCCCUGGUCUUGUCUCUUAUGAAGAAAGUCCGCGUGAAAGUCCACGCCCCCAGAUGCGCUGCUCCCAACCAUGUCUUUCGUGUCAUCCGAAAAUUGGAUCGUCGCACAAAAAGCCUUGGAAGGUAUCACGUUGGCUACCAGUCAAAUCGAAAGAGAGACCUCGACCAAGUUGUCCAGAAAAUGAAGCUGUUCCCUGCUGGUCAUGUGGUUCAUGUGCCGGAGCUGUGGGCAGUUAUUGUGAACUUCCAGUACAUUAUUACCAGUGCACCAGUAUCUUUACUAGAAGAGACAAGCUCGUCUUACGAGAUUUUGACCCCCCCAGCUGCAACGUCUCGAUCAUCUCUCAUGGACAUAUGUGUACUGGACCCUAGGAAGCGCCUCUUUUGUUUUCCGAUAGGACUUUGCAAAACAUUUUAUGCACUGCGUCAUACCAUUGCUGAGAACUGUCUGCCGCCCAGGCUCAAGGAAAAGGGUUACGAUUUUGAGCUGCUGACUGCAGACAAAGUUGUCAUCAAAGCAGAUGACUGGGUCAAAAUUACCAGUACUCGCACGUCGAUUGGUUUUCGUAUCCACGUUCGCCUGUUGUUCCCGGAAAGCAAAAAUGAUCCUACGGCAGACGAUGACUUAAUAAUAGUGGAAGAAGAGCUCACAGAGACUUCAGAUGAUGAAGAAUCGACAACAGCGGAAGAGAGAGAAGGAAAAGAGAAGGAAAAGGGAAAGAGAGAGGGGAGCAUGGCCGGCGAAGACAAUCCCUCUAGCUGGGCUUUGCUCAAAUACAACAGACCAGUAGAAAGGGAAGUAGAAAGUGCCGUCGAUAGCAGGACAAAAACACAGGUCGUGCGAUUGGGAAAAAGACAGAUGCAACCUAUCACGUCUAUAUCGGGGGUCGUUGUCAACAAAAAAUCGGACAAUACACCCAAGCUCAUAGAGUCAAAUAUCUACUAUGAUCCGGCUGCUCCGGCCGCUGCCCCCAGAAGCGAUGGUGUUCCUAGUGAAUCCAGUGCCCAGAAGGUGCAAACUGAGGAGGAGCCCCGUUCCAUCCAGAGAGCGACAACGUUCGGCUCGCUGCUUGAUGGCCCAUCAACAUCAUCUGAUGAAAAAAAGACUGAGCUCAGUCUGGAAUUCCCUUCUGUAUUUACUUGGUCGACCCGGAAAAAACCUGUGAUUGGUGAGGAGCCGACAUCUGGUGCGGUUCCCGACUUGGCUGAUAUCUCUCCUCUCCCUGCUGGAGAAAUAAAAGAGGCGUCGGUUCCGAUAAAUGUGAAUUGGAAUGAAAAUGAGAAUGAAGACACUAUAAGAGAUGUCUCGUCUCAUAUACACAGACAACUCCUCGAGGAAGGGGCUGAAACUAGCCGAGCCAUAUACAAAGCGGCAACUAUCUCGUCCCAUUCUGAAGUCGAUCAGGCUAUCAGACAGGAACUAAAGAUUCUUCUGCCUGGCUUGAUUGCUACAGGGAGGCAAUUGAAAGCUCCCACGGAUGAUCCAUGGUGGGAAAAAUCCAUGAAAGAUUCAAUUGGCUCCAUGUGUCGCCUGUUAAAUUUCUUUAUGCCAUUGGAAUUUUCGUGUGAUGUCGCGAACAGAUUCUGGGGAGGAAUUCAUGCUCUUUUCACUAUGGUUCCCAAAAUGUGUGAUUCUGCCAAAAUGACUGAAUUGACAGAGCGAACGCAGCGUCGCCGAAUGACUGAAGCUUAUUUCAUAGUCGACCUCAGCGAUGAAAAAUUUGCUGAUCUGCGGCGUGAAACUGAUAUGAAACAGUUGUAUGAGGACAUUGAUGAUUGUCCUAGAUGUGGCAGGGGUCGACGGUUCUCCACAAGAGCAGAAGCUCUUGAACAUCUGUCUGCUUCUCACUUUGCAGUUCCUCUAGCAGGUCCUUCUGUUCAGCAGCAAGAUACGAGCUAUCAAUCUGCAUGGGUCAUGACUUAUGGGGAGUACCUUACCUUUAUAUGCCGGACAGACGUACAGAAAAUUCUUCAACAACUACAAGAGCACCUUACUAUCCUGGAAGAGAUGGCACUGCAAAUUCAACAUGGAGUUUCAGAGAAAGGAAAGUUUGACCGCGAUACGUAUCGAAUCCCAUCUGGUCUAGUGGAUGCAUUUCAAUAUCUUCUGAUGACAGUUGUCACUGCAGCUCACAUGGUCAAGUCUAUACAUGUAGACAGAGAGGCCUACGCCGAUCCAGACCCACCAGUUUCAUUUCUUCCAUUCCGGGAUUUGUACAAAGUCACACAGUUUGGGGCUCAAGCGGAAGCUUCCAUGGAAAAGGCCGAAAACGAUAUUGUUCUCAUGACUCACACCGGUGAGAUCUCUGAUGUUGUGACCUACGAAGUUGUCAGCCCUAGUCUGGUACUGGCACUUGUCAUGGAUGAGAUUCAUUGUAGAGACUCCAAUAAUAGCCCAGUGAAUAUGUUGGAUGUCUAUCGCAGCUACAUGCAAACCUUGGUGUGUCCUAAUAUACUAUGUAUCGAUUCUAAGAUUUUUAUGGAAGUCACACUUGCUAAUCUAGUAUCUGCAUCUGACCAGCAAUAUAAAGCCAUCCGAAACCCACGCCGACGCCUACUGCAAGACAUCUACCUCUUUCAAGAGGAGCUUGUGAUGACGUAUAAAAUACUCGAAACACAAAUCGAUACGUUGAACAACUAUCGAAAUGUUCUUCGCCCGUCCUCCUUUCGUAUUACCACGGAGUCGCGGGCGUCUUCCUUCAACCUUGAGGUCGUCCAGCUGGAGAAAUUGAUUGAUCGCCUGGAUGCGGACUUCGAGGCCAUUGAGGAUCUUACGGAGGACAUCGAAUCACUGGCCACGAUGACACGCAAUGGCGUAGAUGUACGACAAGAAGACCAAGGGAAAACCAUUUUGGUAUUCACUAUCGUGACUGUUGUGUUUACGCCUUUAUCAUUCGUGACCAGCUAUCUUGGCAUGAAUACGACUGAUAUUCGAAACAUGACAAACACUCAAACACUGUUUUGGGCAGUCUCCAUCCCUCUCACGAUGCUCAUCAUUAUAACAGUCUUGUUCGUUGCAUUUCAAGCCGAGCGUCUGCGAGAGGCGAUCGAAGUCUUGUUUCAACCCCGUUAUUCGCAGACGGAACCCCCGCUCAGUGAUUUGCAUGGAAGAAUGUAUGAAGAGGAUCUGGAUGCUGCUCUUGAGAAAUCAGCAGAGAGGAAAUCAUGGAGAUCAAGAUGGGCUGGAAGAAGAAGCCCGGAGGAUUGGAGAAGUGAAUCGGAUUUGACAUUGAAGGUUUGA
Molecule: messenger RNA, 4212 nt
Organism: Penicillium angulare
Lineage: Eukaryota; Fungi; Ascomycota; Eurotiomycetes; Eurotiales; Aspergillaceae
Exons: 13
Coding region: 1-4212 (1403 amino acids)
Biological process (GO): transmembrane transport; metal ion transport
Cellular component (GO): membrane
Molecular function (GO): magnesium ion transmembrane transporter activity; cobalt ion transmembrane transporter activity; cobalt ion binding
Source: RefSeq, a predicted model, not a curated record